This is a messenger RNA of Exophiala oligosperma, 2744 nucleotides long. RefSeq names its product pre-mRNA-splicing factor ATP-dependent RNA helicase PRP43. The transcript has a single exon. The coding region runs from base 125 to 2416 and encodes 763 amino acids. The record is from RefSeq and is a predicted model, not a curated record. Gene Ontology annotation, cellular component: spliceosomal complex; intracellular anatomical structure. Lineage: Eukaryota; Fungi; Ascomycota; Eurotiomycetes; Chaetothyriales; Herpotrichiellaceae. Gene Ontology annotation, molecular function: ATP binding; RNA binding; RNA helicase activity.
CUUGACUACAACAAAACUGCCGCUGAAGUCGUGCCUGUGGUAUAGCAUUUGUUAGUCGCUAUCGCUAUUCUCGCACCUGCCUUCGUUGGCUACUCCUUGCGCCUUCCCUACCCUUUUGGUGGCAAUGGCUAGCAAACACUCAGCGAAUCCUGACGGUGCGCCUGCAAAACGACAGAAGACAUCAGGCGAUUUGAACCCAGAGAAUAACCCCUAUCUCGCACACUGGCACGACAACGAGUCAAAUGGCUAUAGUAAGGGUUACUCGACCCCUCCGAAAGACGGUCCAUUAGCAAAAAUGCAAAGACAUAAAACUACCGCGGCGCUCGCGCGGGCCGCUGAAGAUAGCAAGACGAACCCUUUCACUGGAAAGCCAUUCUCCGAGAGAUACUUUUCUAUCCUUCGAACCAGACGCGACCUUCCUGUGCACGCACAACGAGAUGAAUUCCUCCAACUCUAUCAGCAGUCUCAGAUUCUCGUCUUCGUGGGUGAGACAGGUUCUGGAAAGACCACACAAAUACCACAAUUCGUCAUCUACGAUGACCUGCCCCAACAAGAGCGGAAGCUCGUUGCUUGUACGCAGCCACGACGAGUCGCCGCCAUGUCUGUUGCUGAACGUGUUGCGAACGAGAUGGACGUCAAACUUGGCGAGGAAGUUGGUUACAGCAUAAGAUUCGAAGAUAUGACUAGCCAAAAGACGAUGCUCAAGUACAUGACCGAUGGUAUGCUCUUAAGAGAGGCCAUGAACGACCACGACCUACAGAGAUACAGUACCAUCAUUCUAGACGAGGCCCACGAGCGGACGCUGGCAACUGAUGUUCUGAUGGGUUUGUUGAAAGAAGUGGUCCUGCGCAGACCAGAUCUCAAGUUGAUCAUCAUGUCUGCAACACUUGACGCACAGAAAUUCCAACGGUAUUUUAACGAUGCGCCAUUGCUCGCUGUUCCUGGUCGAACCCACCCCGUCGAGAUCUUCUACACCCCCGAGCCGGAGAGAGAUUAUGUGGAAGCAGCAAUCAGAACCGUUCUACAAAUACAUGCGACGGAACCUGAAGGAGAUAUCUUGCUAUUUCUGACUGGUGAAGAAGAAAUUGAAGAUGCGUGCCGCAAAAUAUCUCUCGAGACAGACGAGAUGAUUCGUGAAGCCGAUGCCGGCCCCAUGAAGGUCUACCCACUAUACGGUACUCUGCCUCCAGCUCAGCAACAGAGAAUCUUUGAACCAGCACCGCCUCCUCGCAAACCAGGUGGAAGGGCAGGCCGGAAGUGCAUUGUUGCUACCAACAUUGCAGAGACGUCUCUCACCAUUGACGGUAUUGUGUAUGUGGUUGACCCCGGUUUCUCGAAGCAAAAGGUCUAUAACCCACGUAUCCGUGUUGAAUCACUCUUGGUUUCCCCAAUCUCGAAAGCAUCGGCACAACAAAGAGCCGGUCGUGCGGGUCGUACUCGGCCUGGUAAAUGCUUCAGACUCUACACCGAGGGGGCGUUCAAGAAGGAACUUAUCGAGCAGACAUACCCAGAAGUGUUGAGAUCGAAUUUGUCAUCAACAGUUCUGGAAUUGAAGAAGCUCGGCAUCGACGAUCUUGUUCAUUUCGACCUUAUGGACCCUCCCGCUCCGGAGACUCUCAUGCGGGCUUUGGAAGAAUUGAACUAUCUUGCAUGCUUGGAUGACGAUGGAAAUCUGACAACAAUGGGCAAGCUGGCGUCUGAGUUUCCCCUAGAUCCGGCGUUAGCGGUGAUGCUGAUCUCCUCGCCCGAGUUCUACUGCUCGAACGAGAUUUUGAGUCUGGUAGCUUUGCUUUCCGUGCCUCAAAUCUUUGUAAGACCAGCUUCUGCACGCAAACGUGCAGAUGAGAUGAAGAAUUUGUUUGCGCACCCUGACGGCGACCACCUGACACUUUUGAAUGUGUAUCAUGCCUUUAAGGGCCCCGAAGCACAGGCCAACACGAGACAAUGGUGCCACGACCAUUUCCUCAGUCUUCGAGCCCUUCAAUCGGCUGACAACGUGCGCAUGCAACUUAAGCGUAUCAUGGAACGAGAGGAGCUGGAACUCAUGUCAACCCCAUUCGAAGACAAGAAGUACUAUGAAAACAUCCGGAAGGCGCUUGUGUCAGGGUUCUUCAUGCAAGUCGCCAAAAAAGAGGCCAAUGGCAAAACUUACACCACAGUCAAGGAUAACCAGACCGUUUUACUUCACCCCAGCACUGUCCUUGGCCAGGAAAGUGAGUGGGUUGUGUACAAUGAGUUUGUGCUUACAAGCAAGAACUAUAUUCGGACUGUCACUAGCGUUCGGGGCGAGUGGCUGCUCGACAUUGCGCCUGGGUACUACGACGUUGAUAGUUUCCCUAAAGGUGAAGUUAGGACGGCACUGCAGCGACUUACAGAACGUGUUGCUAGGAGACAAAAGAUGAAGGGCGGCAGAUAGUCGUCGAGACUCAAGUGUCGACAUGCAUGUCUCGUCUGUCUCAGAAGGCUUCAAUCGACUCAGACUUCAAAAAUAGCCUGGUGGCUGGUCUUGCAUAAUCGACUGCUCAAGGAAUCCUCGACAGUGUUUAAGAAUAUCUCUUCAUCGCCUGAAAGCGGUGAAUGAAUGCAAAGUGGAUAAUUCCAAGGCAUUGCGUCAGCAUCAUUGCCAGUGGCUGUGUUUAGUAGAAGGAGUUUGGACCUGAUCCUCACCGAUCAUUCUUGUGCGUCGCCAGCUAAUGGCAACACGCUUACUACGAGUAAAAGAUAGAUUUGCUCAAGCCUACAAU